Molecule: messenger RNA, 1461 nt
Organism: Schistocerca americana (American grasshopper)
Lineage: Eukaryota; Metazoa; Arthropoda; Insecta; Orthoptera; Acrididae
Product: mitochondrial 2-oxodicarboxylate carrier-like
Exons: 8
Coding region: 297-1205 (302 amino acids)
Biological process (GO): transmembrane transport
Source: RefSeq, a predicted model, not a curated record
UGCAUGAACUGGAUUCUGUUUCCUUGAGCAUAAGAAAAUUCUUUGCUCUCACUGACACUGAACCUCAAAAAUUUGUUUACUUUUCUUUUGCUGUUGUCAAGCCAGGCCACAGUUCCAGGAAGAUAAGCGGCUGUGUUUACAUUAGCUCUCUUAUCGACGAUAUCUUUUGAAAGCUUCACAGCUAACUGAGUAUUUCUUCUUGUCUGACUCCAUUUCUUUAUUUGAUAUUGCAUGUGACCAGUUGAAGAGAGGCUCAUUUCGGUGUGUCUCAGUGGAAGGGACGUCCAUAGCUGAAGAUGUCGGACAACACUGCAAUGAUGAUAGCCGCAGGUGGCAUUACAGCAUUUAUGGAAGUAUGCGUUAUGCACCCCCUUGACGUGGUGAAGACGCGUUUGCAGCUGCAGCACUCACCGGUGGCCGGAUCCACGCCCAAGGGCGUAGCCCAGUACUACUACACUGGCGUUGUCAACUGUGUUCGGACUGUCUACCGCCAGGAGAGCUUCCUCUCACUGUGGAAGGGAGUUGUCCCUCCCGUACUCAUUGAGACUCCGAGGAGAGCAAUGAAUUUUCUUCUCUUUGAAAACUAUGAGCAGUACCUCUUGUUUGGGGCUGAAACAGCAAAACCAUUGACAUAUUUUACAGCAGGGUUGUGUGUCGGUGUGACCGAAGCGAUUGUGAUGAAUCCAUUCGAGCAUGUGAAAGUGACCUUGAUGGCAGACAGGUCACCUGUGGAGAAGGCGCCCAGCACGUGGGAUGUCCUAAAGAAGAUCGUCAGCAACAAGGGCUAUGGUGUGGAAGGCCUCAACAGGGGAAUGUCUGCUACUAUAAUUAGUCAUGGGAUUUUCAAUAUGGUGUAUUUUGGUGUCUUUAAGACGCUCAAGAGCCGUCUUCGACCAUUUUCUGAUGAAAUGCUGUAUCUGUACCACAUAAUGGGCAUUGGCUUUGCAGCUGGUACGCUGGCAUCCAUAGCCAGUAAUCCAUUUGAUGUUGCGAAGACUCGAAUACAGGGCCCUCAGCCAGAACCUGGUGUCAGAAAAUACCGGUCCCCCCUUGCUACUGUGGCAACUAUUUACAGAGAAGAGAGACUGCGAGCUCUUUUCAAAGGUCUGCUUCCGAGACUUCUGCGAAGAGGUGUUGGAAGUGCCCUAAUGGUGGCUGCUUAUGACUACACGUAUCGGUACCUUACCAAUGGAUUCUCAGAGUAGUUCUGUUGGUGAUAUAAUCACAGUUUUUGUCUAGUUUCUCUAGUCCAGUCAGCAACGGAGUGUGUGCAUCAACAGAAUUGCAUGGGAGCAUACGGGUCUUUUUCCUGGGAUUUUAAACACUAGUAUUUUAGAACAUUUCAUAUGGCAGUAGCCAUUAAGCUGAGCAAGUGAUGUGGUAACAGGUUGUGAAACUUAUCUGUGCCUUGAUCACUGUUAACGCUUUGGGAGCUGAAUGAAAAUAUUGGCGAUUGCUUUA